CCCUCGUGGUUCAUCUCGCCCAGUGAUAUCACCGAUCGCUCAGCCAACCCCAUCGGCCGCGGUGGCUUUGGCGAGGUCUUCACCGGCGACUAUUUUGGCUCCCCAGUCGCCAUCAAGCAGCUCUUCGGCACCUGCACCAAGAAGGAGCUCGCCGAUUAUCACCGCGAGAUCGAAAUCUGGCAGAAGCUCAAGCACCCACACAUCCUGCCCCUCGUUGGUGCUUGCGACCGGGAUGUCGAUGGCAAAUCGAUCGUGCCUUUCAUGGUGUCGCCGUUCAUGCCCAACGGCACUCUCCGCAACUACGUC
Polychytrium aggregatum is the source of this 306-nucleotide messenger RNA. Its product is annotated as kinase-like domain-containing protein. Lineage: Eukaryota; Fungi; Chytridiomycota; Chytridiomycetes; Polychytriales. The annotation marks the transcript as partial. The record is from RefSeq and is a predicted model, not a curated record. The transcript has a single exon. Gene Ontology annotation, biological process: protein phosphorylation. Gene Ontology annotation, molecular function: protein kinase activity; ATP binding.